AACAGGACAUGUAAUAUUCGGGUUGAUAUAACAUACGUACGAGUUAACAUAAUAUGCAACAAAAUGCUUGGACAAGGAUCGUUGACAUUAGCAUGCCGAGAAGUUAUUAAGACAGUUUGUGCUUGUCCACGUAUUGAGUUUAAGCGACAUUUGCUAAGAAGUAGCCUUUGUCAUCAGAAAGCUGAAAUCACAGUUGAAGCUCAAGACCAUGCACAUAAACAUGGGGCUUCAGAUCAGACUAACCGUGUAACAACACUGUAUGAGAAGUUCCAGCAGAAUCCACAAUCUGUCCCAUUAGUUACAUCCAGGGAGCUGGAAUACCCCAACCAGUACCGAUCACCUCGCCAGGCCUGGCUAGAAACACUCAGCACAGUGGAGGAUCACAAACUAGGCAUGAUUGAUCUCCACCCAGAUGUCUUUGCUGCUCAUCCCAGGCUUGACAUACUGUAUCAUAAUUUAAGAUGGCAGGAAUUUUAUAAGAAAAUAGAUUAUGAUUGGACGCCAAGUCGUGGUGAUUUGGAUGUAACCACUCGGAAACAGAUGAAACAGAAGGGGUCAGGAAGAGCCAGAAACCGCAACAGAGACUCAGUAAUGUUCAAAACAGGUGCUAAACCUCUUGGCCCCAAAGGACCAAAGGCUCUAUUUUAUAUGUUGCCAAAACGUUACAGAGUUCAGGGACUUUGUACAACACUUUCAUUUAAGUAUGCACAGAAUAACCUACAUAUUGUGGACUCCUUAGAAAUCCCGACAGAUGAUCCACAGUACAUUCAAGAUUUGAUUGACACAAGAUUCUGGGGAUUCUCAGUCCUCUUUAUUGACGAUACUGACUACAUGCCAGAAAACACAACUUAUGCAUUAGCAGAAUACCCACAAUAUAAUUUGUUACCUGUAUAUGGAUUAAAUGUACGUGAUAUGUUGAAACAUGAAACGCUAGUAUUGACACUUGCUGCAGUGGAAAAGAUUGAACAGAAAUUACUUCUUCAUUUGAAUACAAACAGGAAAGAUACCAAGUUUUCUAUGGAAAGCAGAUAUGACCAAUACUAAAAUGCAAAAUAAAAAUGGUUUGAAUUAUAA
Ostrea edulis (European flat oyster) is the source of this 1074-nucleotide messenger RNA. Its product is annotated as 39S ribosomal protein L4, mitochondrial-like. The coding region runs from base 64 to 1044 and encodes 326 amino acids. Gene Ontology annotation, molecular function: structural constituent of ribosome. Gene Ontology annotation, biological process: translation. The record is from RefSeq and is a predicted model, not a curated record. The transcript is spliced from 9 exons. Lineage: Eukaryota; Metazoa; Mollusca; Bivalvia; Ostreida; Ostreidae. Gene Ontology annotation, cellular component: ribosome.